UCGAGGCGUUUGGUUGUGUCUCGGUUUACGUUUCAUUCUACGUAGUGCUUCUACUAUAGUGUUUUAUGUUGCUAUUGUGAAAUUGACUAUAAAAUCAUUUUAUAUUUUCUUGUGAUUAAAAACUAACGUUGUUUCCUUGUUAAUAUAUUUUUGUGGAAGUGUAUAUAGAUUUGUUAAUUGUUAAACGCCGUAACUGGAAUAAGAUUGAAGAAAUGAUGUAAAAUCAAGGAUAACAUCGAAUUUAAAAAACAAUAUGUCAUACAUCAAGAGAUAGCUGAAAACAAACAAAAUGGCGGACGACAAAGAUUGGAUGGAUUACAUCCCAACACAGAAUAUAACGAAUAUAAAAACAAUAGACAACGGAAUAAAUGUCCCAUCACAUACUAACUACAGUUUAUAUGAUAAUGAAACUGGUUUUCUAGAAUAUUCCAAUUUUACAACCGACGAUUAUUGCUCGUCGAAUCAUUCACAUGUAUACUUGAACGUGACAUGUGAGUUUCCAAUAAACUAUGCGGAACCGAUGUAUGGAUACAUCGCCCCAUUUCUUCUAGCAACAACCACGGUUGCUAACACUUUGAUCGUUGUUGUACUAUCUCGUCGUCAUAUGAGGACACCUACGAACGUCGUUCUAAUGGCUAUGGCACUAUGCGAUAUGUUCACAAUGCUGUUUCCUGCACCAUGGCUGUUCUAUAUGUAUACAUUCGGCAACCAUUACAAGCCACUGAGCCCAGUACAGGCGUGCCAAGCAUGGAAUUAUAUGAAUGAGGUGAUACCGGCAAUGUUCCACACGGCCAGCAUCUGGUUAACGCUCGCGUUGGCCGUGCAGCGAUACAUCUAUGUCUGCCACGCGCCCGUCGCCAGGACUUGCAUCACAGUAUGGCGUGGUCACUUCGAAGAAGUUUGCAGGGUUGAAUUCUCUCCUUGGGUGAACAAAGUUUCUCUAGACGCCUACUUCAGUACAUACUUCGGUUUUCGUGUCAUUUUCGUUCAUUUAGUUCCAUGCACAUCACUGGUAGUAUUAAAUGUGCUACUUUUUAAAGCUAUGAGACAAGCGCAAAUGAACCGUCGUAGACUAUUCAAAGAGAAUCCUAAAAACGAAUGUAAGAAACUCCGAGAUUCAAACUGCACUACUCUCAUGUUAAUCGUAGUUGUAACCGUUUUCUUAGUAGUCGAAAUACCGUUAGCAGUUGUAACUAUAUUGCAUAUAAUAUCGAGUACUAUAGUUGAAUUUUUAGACUAUCGUAUCGCUAACAUACUCAUAUUGAUAACGAAUUUCUUUAUUAUGGCAUCUUAUCCGAUUAAUUUUGCGAUAUAUUGCGGUAUGUCGAGACAAUUUCGAGAGACGUUUAAAGAGUUAUUUAUAAGGAGCGUCGUUGCUAGCAGAAAUGGUGCUUCAAGUAGAUAUUCUCUGGUCAACGGUCCCAGAACUUGUACCAAUGAAACUGUGCUAUAAGUAAAAAUAUUUGAAAUAACCGUUUCUAUUUAAUACUUGACAACGAUUUGAAAAAUAUUGAUACUUAUGAAGGCCAGCGAGAAGCGGUUAAUACCGAAUAAUUGGUCCUUCGAGCCGGAUAUACUUGAAAUUUAUUUAAAAACAGCACAGAUAAACAUAAAUUAUUUAAAAUUUAAUUAUUAAUUUCAGCCAGUAAUGGUUCUGAAAGUAGGUUAAACUUGUGAGUUAUUAUUUUAUAAAGUAGAUGGUUCUUGUUUUUUACUGAAAAGGGAACGAAUAGGUAAUUUAACAAUGUUAUGUUAGGAGAAUCUUUAAUAAUAGUUUGAACCAAUAUUGUCUUUAUGUAAACAAAAUGUAAUUAUGAUUGUAAUGUAUUUUUAUAUGAAAAUAUCAACGAAAUUUUAAAAUUGUAAGAGAUUAUUAAGGUUUUAAUACUGUUUUGAUUGAAAUAAAAAAAAGUAAUUUAGUUAGAUUCGAGCGAGUGGUAUGAAACCUGCAUGAAAACUGCAAAGCACUUAAAAAUAAUUAUUUUGUUAUUAUAAUGUUCGUAAGUUACGGGUUUCUUACCACGAUUGGGUUG
Papilio polytes (common Mormon) is the source of this 2033-nucleotide messenger RNA. RefSeq names its product probable G-protein coupled receptor 139 (gene SPR). The coding region runs from base 290 to 1453 and encodes 387 amino acids. The transcript is spliced from 6 exons. Gene Ontology annotation, molecular function: G protein-coupled peptide receptor activity. Gene Ontology annotation, cellular component: membrane. Lineage: Eukaryota; Metazoa; Arthropoda; Insecta; Lepidoptera; Papilionidae. The record is from RefSeq and is a predicted model, not a curated record. Gene Ontology annotation, biological process: G protein-coupled receptor signaling pathway.